Messenger RNA from Ylistrum balloti, 1932 nucleotides. RefSeq names its product sodium/glucose cotransporter 4-like. Bases 1 to 1932 code for a protein of 643 amino acids. Lineage: Eukaryota; Metazoa; Mollusca; Bivalvia; Pectinida; Pectinidae. The transcript is spliced from 15 exons. Gene Ontology annotation, cellular component: plasma membrane. The record is from RefSeq and is a predicted model, not a curated record. Gene Ontology annotation, biological process: transmembrane transport. Gene Ontology annotation, molecular function: D-glucose:sodium symporter activity.
AUGGAGAAGGGCCUCAAUCACUGGGUCGACAUUCUUAUCGUAGUUGUCUACUUUUUCAUCGUUAUUGGCGUCGGAUUAUGGUCACUCCGUAGACCAAAGAGAGGGGAUGUGAAAAGUUAUUUCCUGGCGGGCCGUUCCAUGCCAUGGUUUGCUGUUGGCGCGUCGUUGUUCUCCAGCAACAUUGGCAGUGAACAUUUUGUUGGUUUGGCAGGAGCCGGGGCGUCCUCGGGUAUAGCCAUGGUCUUGUAUGAGUGGUUUGUUAUAUUCCUGAUUCUUCUAUGUGGCUGGCUGUUCCUUCCUGUCUACAUAUCGGCUGGGGUAUAUACACUUCCGGAGUACAUCGAAAAACGACAUGGAGGGCGAAAGUUGAGAACAUACUUAUGUUGUAUUGGCCUUAUCUUGUACAUUGUCACCAAACUUGCCGUAAGCAUAUUUGCUGGUUCCAUGUUUAUCCAGAUGACCCUCGGUUGGGAUAUGUAUUUGUCAAUUAUUGUAUUGCUUGUUAUAACGUCGAUAUACACCAUCCUCGGUGGAUUGACGGCAGUGAUGUACACAGAUACAUUUCAAACAGUUGUCAUGAUUCUCGGGUCUCUCUCCAUCACAGUUAUCGGAUUUCAGAAUGUUGGCGGCAUGGAAACUUUAAAAACGAAAUAUAUGGCAGCCAUACCAAAGAUCCGAAACAAUGUCACGACAUGUGGUAUACCGAAGAAGGAUUCAUUUCAAGUAUUCCUUGACCCUGUCGAUGGAGAUUAUCCAUGGCCUGGCCUUGUCCUACAGAGCUCACUCGGUUGUCUUUGGUAUUGGUGCUGUGACCAGGUGAUUGUUCAGCGGUCUUUGGGAGCUAAGAACCUGUCCCACGCCAAAGGUGGUUCGAUUGUGGCCGGCUACCUCAAGACUCUUCCCCUUUUUUUCAUUGUCUUUCCUGGCAUGAUCAGCAGGGCGUUGUUUCCUGAUGAAGUCGGGUGUGUAGAUCCGGACGAAUGCUCCCGAAUAUGCGACAAUCCAGUCGGCUGUUCUAAUAUUGCAUACCCGACACUGGUGCUAAAGCUACUUCCGGUUGGUCUUCGAGGCUUGUUGAUGGCAGUGAUGGUGUCGGCCAUUAUGAGUUCUCUAACAUCAAUCUUCAACAGCUCCAGCACUGUGUUUACUAUGGAUAUAUGGCGCAGGAUCAGAACUCAGGCAUCUCAGAGAGAAUUGUUACUUGUUGGCAGACUGUUUGUGGUGUUAAUGUGCGUCAUCAGUAUUCUAUGGAUUCCUCUCGUCAAGUCCUCUCAGGGCGGGAAACUAUUCCAGUACAUGACAGCAAUGGAAGCAUACCUCGGAUCUCCUACGGGGAUUCUGUUCCUGUUGUCGAUGUUCUGGAAGGGAACAACAGAAAAUGGGGCAUUCUGGGGUUUGGUAUUUGGUCACGUAUGUGGAAUCAUCCGGUUGGUGUUGGAGUUUGUUUACCCCCAGCCUAACUGUGGAGAAGAAGAUACGCGUCCUGCCUUUCUUACCAUCAAUUACCUAUACUUCGGUGUAAUCAUACUCGUCAUCACAGCGGUUGCCACCAUACUUAUUAGUUUAGUGACCAAGAGACGACCAGAGGAUGAGUUACUUGGAGUCACCUGGUGGACAAAAUACAAGCCAGACACUGAAGUAAAAGAUUCUGGUAUUGAACUUACCGAAUCGCUUUCUAACCAGGAAAACCACGAUGAAUGUCGGUCAACACACCAGCUUGAAGUAGACAAUAAAGCCGACCACGAGUUUACACCCUGGUAUAGACGUGCGCUUGAUAUAGCGUGUGGAAGCUCGGAAGACCAAGUGACAGAAAUCGACAUCGAUCACAGAAAACAAUUUCUCCAUCAGACGAAGUGUGCCAAACAAAUUCUGAACAUCAAUGCCGCCAUACUUGUCAUGGUUGUCUGUUUUUUGUCAGGAUAUUUUAACUAA